AGUCUCUAAAUCUCUCCUGUUCUUUCCUUGUCAGAGUAUCCCAUUCUUAAUCACCUUCUCAAGUUUCACACCAGGGCUCGCACUCCAGGCUGGCCUUCCAGUGGCCUGGCCUCUCUCUGACCUGUGCCUCUGGCCUCAAACCAGCACCACACUGCCCGAAGACCCUGUAGUUGGCCAGCUCUGACUGGGGCCCUCUUCUGCUUAGGGUCUCACUGGAUACCAACCAGAGGCCUUGCUGGGGGACCGUGGCCUUGCUAUAGUACUGCUGGUGUGACAGGUCCAGUCUUGAACCCUGAUGCCAGGAAUAAGGCUAGAAGUGCUUGGGCCUAAUCUCCGUAGAAGUGGUACCAGGAAAGGAAAUGGGGACUCUGACCAUCACACAGCAAAGCUUUCCCAUUCCCUGCCUGAGGAAGGAUGGGCAUGGGGAUUACUUAUAUACUUGUAAGAGUCAUAUUAACACACCAGACAAAGAGGCAAAUUGAAAGGGGGGCUGAUUAAAGUAUUAUUUUGGGGGUCAAAGUUAUAAAUUUCAGAUGAAACAAAAUAAUAUUUAAUACUAGAAGAAGUAUUAGAGAUCAGGAAAUGCAACGAAUUCAUUUUAGAGUAGAGGAAUCUUAAGCUGGACAGGUUAACUGAUUUCCAGGUCUGUCGUGCCUUCCAAUCCUAAAGGCUUUCAUGAGACAUUUUUAAGACACUGACACUUUUGCCAGUCCCCACUACCCCUCUGUUCUCUGUAUGAGGUUGGCACUGAUUUUGUACAGCUGUAUACUGGGACCAUAGGAUUUGCCUAACAGUUUACAAAGAUCAGAAGGGAAUCAGAGGUGGUGUAUCAGGCUACCCACCUCCUUCCCUUCCCCCACCAUAGUGAGAAUUAGUAAUAUUUAUUAAGCAAGGCAUUUUGUAGAGGUUGGAGAAACCAGAAUCUUACCAGAAAUCAGAACUUACAAUACCGUAUUAUCUUACAUCAUUAGAGGGAGCUAAUUCUGGACCAUGUGGCACUCGUUGAAUUAGAUAUUAGCGCUCUGGGUUCUAGUUUUAUUUCUUCCAUUGAUUCUCAUUAAGACUUAGAAAUGGUUUCGUUCUUGGGCCAUAAAAUGAGAUUCAGUCCUGAAGUCCUUAUAUCUCAUACCUUUUGUGAGUCACAGUCUCAUGAUACUUUUUUAUUUUAGUCAUCAAUCUCUUGAACCCUAUUAUUUGUUUCAAGAAAUUUUUAGCCAGGAUGUAGACACUAAUUAAAUUAUAUGCUGAUGUGAUAGGCAGCUUAACAGUUUAUUGAACCACAGGCUGGAAAGAGUCUGGGAAUGUAUAAUGGUCCAUAGCUUCAAUUUUAAGGCAGAACUAGAUCCCAAACCUAUGCAAAAUAAUUUGGGUUGUUAUAUAUACCUCAUUAGCUUUAUAAAAUAGAAUAUACCUGCUUUUGAGUAUUCACAGACUUAGAGAGUAAACUAGAGAAUAAUUAUUAUAAAAUAAUAUUUUAUAAUAUUAUUUUACAAAGGGAUUUGACCACAGAAUUCUUUUCAGUAGUGAGUCCUUGUGCGUGUAAAAUAUAACAUGAUUUGCGGAAGCUUAGUUUAUGUGCAUCAGAAAUACAUGGUUGUUUAUAUUUACGAUGCAUAGUUGUCUGCAUAGUGCUGAGCAUGUGCAUGCCAAAUGUGCUUUCUGGGAAUUUUCUAUGGUUUGAGAGGCUUUUUUGCUGUUACGUUGGAACUUUACACACCUUUCUUCCCUCACUCUCCGUGUUCCUCCCAGUCAUUCAGGCAGCGUUUGUUUGUGAAGCGAUUAGCUCAAUAUGGACAGCAUCUCUGGUUGUGGAAUGAAUUGCCCAGUUAGGAGAUGAACUUCUGCCUGGGGAGGUUGGAUGUUUUCUGUAAUGGCAGGAGCACGGACCGUGUACAAACAGGUUUAGGCUCACUAGCAUUAAGCAAGAUACUUAACCCUCAGAAUCUCAGUUUUUCAUUGGUAAAAUGGGAAUAAUAAUUAUAGCAAUAAUAGUAAAGUUGAUACUACAUCAUAGAUGAGAAUGUUUAUCUUUUCCGAAGGAGACACUCUGCCUUUCCCCUCCAAUCCAGGGAGCAGCCGGAAAGCAGGAACAAAAUAGUAGCCCUGGGAGUAAUAGCUUCUAAGGCCAGCCUCAGGUUUAGGCAAGCAGGGCUGCUGGUACUAGCAGGAUUCAGUGUGAAAUCGAUAGCCUAGUGUGUUGGUUAAACCCUUGGCCUUCAGAGCAGAGCCUGGGUUCUACUGGACUAGCUCUGUGAUCUUGGAAAGGUCACUUAUCUGGUUAGUGCCUCAGUUUCUUGAUCUGUAAACUGAGGAUAAUAGCACCUGUUUCAUCAUGUUGGGAGAUCACGAGUGUUAAUCUGUGUACAAGGCUCAGAACAGUUCCUGGCAUAUGAUAAGUCUUUGUGUUUGCUUCAGUCUGUUGCAGUGAAAAUCUUUUUUUGUUAGAGUUUAAUGCAAGCUUUAAAAACAUUGCAUGGAAUGACUACAUGCUUUAUAAAGAUAACCGAUAUUUUCUAUUGAGGAAGCUGUUCUUUCCCAACAGUGCUAGGCCCGGAGAUACAUUUGCUCUUAGAAGUCUGCAUCAGCCUUUCAUCUCUUCCUCUCUCCCUGCAUGUCCACUCUGUACAGCUUUUGUUAUUAAUGUGGAGCAGUUGAAGUCACUGACUUGGGUGCAGGCCAGACCAGUGUUUCUGUGGGCAUAUAUUACUUUCCUAGACUCUGGCAGGAGCAGGAUGAUGGAAGUCAGAGGUACGGGGAAGCUGUCGUUUUAGGCAGCCCACAUAAAAGGCAUGGAAGAGGAGAUGGUUUGUGUUACGCAGUGGUCGCUUAACUGGAGAUCCAGAUGUCCUGGAGUAUUACAAAAAUGAUCAUGCCAAGAAGCCUAUCCGUAUUAUUGAUUUAAAUUUAUGUCAGCAAGUUGAUGCUGGAUUGACAUUUAACAAAAAAGAGUUUGAAAACAGCUACAUUUUUGAUAUCAACACCAUUGACCGAAUUUUCUACUUGGUAGCAGACAGUGAGGAAGAGAUGAAUAAGUGGGUUCGUUGCAUUUGUGACAUCUGUGGGUUUAAUCCUACGGAGGAAGAUCUUGUGAAGCCCCCUGGCAACUCUGCCCAGGCGCCAGCCGAUUUACCUUUGGCGGUCAACACAGCACCGCCGUCCACCCAGGUAGAUUCAUCCUCCGCUGCUCCACCUCCUCCCUAUCAGCUAAUUAAUCUUCCACCACACCUGGAAACUGUUGGCAUCCAAGAGGAUCCUCAAGACUACCUCUUGCUAAUCAACUGUCAAAGCAAGAAGCCUGAACCCACCAGCCAAGGGUCAUCUUUUGUUUCUGAAGAAGGAGAGGAAUACCUACUACUAGAAGAUUUUGAAAGCAAAACGAUUCCGUUGCAAACACAUGCUGAUUCUGCAAAAUCCACCUCUUCUGAAACAGACUGCAAUGAUAACGUCCCUUCUCAUAAAAAUCCUGCUUCCUCCCAGAGCAAACAUGGAGUGAAUGGCUUCUUUCAGCAGCAAAUGAUGUAUGACUCUCCACCGUCUCGUGCUGCAUCUGUUUCUGUAGACUCCAGCCUUUAUAACCUGCCCAGAAGUUACUCCCACGAUGUUUUACCAAAGGUGUCUCCAUCAAGUACCGAGGCAGAUGGAGAACUCUAUGUUUUUAAUACCCCAUCUGGGACAUCAAGUGUAGAGACUCAAAUGAGGCAUGUAUCUAUUAGUUAUGACAUUCCUCCAACACCUGGUAAUACUUAUCAGAUUCCACGAACAUUUCCAGAAGGAACUUUGGGACAGACGUCAAAGCUAGACACUAUUCCAGAUAUUCCUCCACCUCGGCCACCGAAACCACAUCCGGCUCAUGACCGAUCGCCUGUGGAAACGUGUAGUAUCACACGCACGGCCUCAGAUACUGACAGUAGUUACUGUAUCCCUACAGCAGGGAUGCCACCAUCACGUAGUAAUACCAUUUCCACUGUGGAUUUGAACAAAUUGCGAAAAGAUGCUAGUUCUCAAGACUGCUAUGAUAUUCCACGAACAUUUCCAAGUGACAGAUCUAGUUCACUUGAAGGCUUCCAUAACCACUUUAAAAUCAAAAAUAUAUUGACAGUGGGAAGCGUAUCAAGUGAAGAACUGGAUGAAAAUUAUGUCCCAAUGAAUCCCAAUUCUCCUCCACGACAACAUUCCAGCAGUUUUACGGAACCAAUUCAGGAAGCAAAUUAUGUGCCAAUGACUCCGGGAACAUUUGAUUUUUCUUCGUUUGGAAUGCAAGUUCCUCCUCCAGCUCAUAUGGGCUUCCGGUCCAGCCCAAAGACCCCUCCCCGAAGGCCAGUUCCUGUUGCAGACUGUGAACCACCCCCAGUGGAUAGGAACCUCAAGCCCGACAGAAAAGGUCAAAGUCCUAAAAUUUUAAGACCCAAACCCCCUGGUUUAGAGCGAACUGAUUCACAAACCAUAGGUGACUUUGCUACAAGAAGAAAGGCCAAGCCAGCACCUUUAGAAAUAAAACCUUUGCCAGAAUGGGAAGAACUGCAAGCCCCAGUUAGAUCUCCCAUCACUAGGAGUUUUGCUCGAGAUUCCUCUAGAUUUCCCUUGUCUCCCCGACCGGAUUCAGUGCAUAGCACAACUUCAAGCAGUGACUCACACGACAGUGAAGAGAAUUAUGUUCCCAUGAACCCAAACCUAUCCAGCGAAGACUCAAAUCUUUUUGGCAGUAACAGCCUUGAUGGGAGAAGCAGUCCUAUGGUCAAGCCCAAAGGAGACAAACAAGUAGAAUACCUAGAUCUGGAUUUAGAUUCUGGGAAAUCCACACCACCACGUAAGCAAAAGAGCAGUGGCUCAGGCAGCAGUGUAGCUGAUGAGAGAGUAGAUUAUGUUGUGGUUGACCAACAGAAGACUCUGGCUCUAAAGAGCACUCGGGAAGCCUGGACAGAUGGGAGACAGUCCACAGAAUCUGAAACACCAGCCAAGAAUGUGAAAUGAAAAUAUUGCUUCGCUGUUUCUGAAUAACGAGAACUGAAUUGUAAACAUAAAUCCUGUUUGAGAUGACCUGACAUUUCUAUUCUAGGUAGAUCCUCAACUGAGUACAAUUGAAGUCAGAGGACUUUUCACACAUAAUCAAGCAAUUUAGACUGUAAAUGGUGCUUUGUGGUAUCUCAACAAUCCAUAACAUGUAAAUAAUGUGGGAAAAUACUAUUGUUUAGCUCCCAGAGAAACAUUUGUUCCAUAGUUAACACACUUGUAGUAUUACUGUAUUUAUGCACUUUUUCAUUUAAAACGUUGGUUUGGGUAUUCCCAAAUGUUCCUUAACAUAAUUCCUUUGGGAGUUCUUGUUUUUCCUCACACUACUCUAUAUAACAAUACUAAGUUAACUAAGCUACUUUUAGAUUUGGAAAUUGCUCUUUAAACUGCACUCUAACAACAUUAAAAUGAGAAGUAGAUUUACAAUUUACCUGUCUACCUGAAACAUCAGGUGAUAGCCAUUAGCCUAAACUACACAGUAUAGACGGGCUCGUCAUUCACUGCGUUCCAAAGUGCUGAGGAUAAUAUAUGUACUGGUGUCAGGAACUAAUUCUCUGGUUCAUGUACAUUUAGUUUUCAAUGGUGGAACUUUAUUAUAUUUUGUUAAUUACAGUGUUUUUGGUUCAUUGAGUGAAGAUUCUGCCAGGUGGGAUCUUGCACCUUGGGAAGACUGAAUAAUUACACUAUCAAGUAAGCCUACAGAUCACUUACCGGCAUGCAGUGAUGAUGUGCUCUCACACUUGUUAACAUGUAUUAAACUUUACAUUAUUUGCAAAGAUAGAUUAUAUAACCAGGUACGUACCAGGCACUGAUGUGCUAAUACACUGAUCAGGUUUAGACAAUGAGCUUUAGUUGUGUUCUUGUUAGUCCUAAUAUUGGUUUCCAAUUUGGACUUAAGGAAACAUUCACUGUUAGUUAUAGCAACAUACUGUGAUUUUUUUUUAAUUAGACAGUAAUUCAGAUUUAUUACUCUAAGAAUGAAAUUCUAUCUUUUGACACCAUAGUGCCCUUUCUAUGAUUUUUUUAACUUUACUUAAUAUUCUUCUUGGCCUUAUAUUUAAAUCCCUAUGCAAUUAAUAUUUUAUAUCUACAUUUUUUUAAAAAAAUAGAUGUUCUAUAAGUGAUUCUUGUAUGUAGCACCAGUUGCUUUUCCAGUAAAAGAAUUAAGGAUUUUGUACUGUGAUUUAUAUUCACUGCCCUAAUUUGAGAAAUUUUGGAGUAUUGUUAUAAUGUGAAAUCUUAGAGUCAUGAACCUCUUCCAACCAGAAGUCUGAAAUCACCAGAGGAAUUAUAUAAUUCUGUCUCACCUGUAAUACGGUCCUGUGAUACGGAUAUCAAAACCACAAAUUAUAUAUAGUGAGACUACAGUUGUAUUUAUCUGUUUUGGCUUUGCAGUGUAAUUUAGAAAGCAGGUAUAAUUUGUUUGCUUGUUUUUUUAACUAAGUUACAAACAAUCUCUUAUGUAUUGAUUUGGGACUUACUAACAGUUUUUGGAGGAGGCAGAGAUAAGAGUACCCACAGCUGAGGCAUGACUCCCUCCAUUCAGACCUCUAACUGUUGCCUGAACACACAGAUGUGCCCUGAUUUCUGGUCUUUUGGCCAUAGUACUGUGCCUAAUCAAUGUAAUGGGUUUAUUUCCCCAAUCCACGAACUAAAAUUGUUCAUAACAAGAUGAAUUGUAGACUAGUAACAUUUGAUGCUUUUAAAUGUUUUCUUCUUUUUAAACAAAAACUAAAACUCAGAAGUGAAUUUUCAGAUGGAUUUUUAAAUAAAAAAGAUUGUUUGAAUUUGGUGUGCACAAGCUGUUUUGUAGUGAAACCACAAAAUAAAAUCCAAAGUUACUGAAGUGUGCCUAAACCAUUUACACAACACAGUUGAUGUGUGAAGAUGCUAAAUUGUGUUAUGUGGAAGAUGAAUGUAUUUUCAGAAUUAUAACACAAUAAGUAUAUUAUUAAUUCAAAAAUGGAAUCUUAUCAGAAGAGUUCUAAGGCAAAUAGACUUUUAGUGCAGUUUUUCAAUUUUUUACAAGUUACCUUUUUGAAGACCUGCAGCAUUCUAAUUGGUCGAAGUUUUUCCCAUUGUGCAGAGUAAUCUAAUAACUGAAAUGUGUUAGACAGUUUUAGCAAAUGAAAUCACAUUAUACAUCGUAUUAACAGAUUAAAAGAUAGUUUCUUACAGAGCAUUAUUUUCCAAACAUUUGUUGAAUAAAAUUUUGUGUAACCCCAACACAUAAAGCCUGAAAAGUUCGUUUUGUCAGUAUAAAUAUUUUGGGUUCACAUUUAAGUUUAUUUUAGUCCAUUACUAGGAAUAGAAUUUGUGAAUAACACAAUGUGUAAUUGGCAUUAUAGAGUUGGUGGAAAACCUCAGCAGCCCAUUUAUUUUUAUAUCUUAUUUUAUUUGCAUACUAUCAAGAAAAUUUGGGUUCACACAAACAUAAGUAAGUGUAAAUAAUAGCAGGUUUUAAACACACAUCUCAGGAGGUUCUUUAAUUAGAGAUAGCUGAAGUUAUAUUCCAAGGUUUAAAAAAAAUAAAUUAUUCUGGUAGUAGAAGUUAAUACAUAAGCAUUCUCCAGUAUGGUUUAAAAAAAAGGGGGGGGGAUAUUUAACACAUUAGAAUGUGCAUUUUUAUUAAGUUUUCAAAACUUAAUUUGAUUCAAACCUUUUGAAAACCCUAAUCACCUCCAAGAAGCUGAGUUUUGGCCCAGUGAGAGUUGAAAGCCACUGGUUAAUCAUGUGACAAAAGUCAGAAGUCUUUUUCUCCCACGUUUGAUGUUCUUACUUUCUAUUCCUUAUUUUGAAAAACUGUAAAAUCUUAUGAAGGUUUGAAUACCAAAGCACAGUUCUGCUUUCAAGAAUUGAAAUUUAAACUUGAAUAAUUUAAGCUACUUAAGCCACAAAAGGUAUCACUUAGUAAGCUAUAAAAGAUGAUUUUUAUCUACACUCUAGUUUAUACAGUUUCAUCUUUAUUUUCAUCAAUACCUUGUAAGCUACUGUGAGCAUUUUAGAGAAUUCCAUAAAGGUACUAUGAAUGUGUGUGUGUGUGUGUGUGUGUGUGUGUGUGUAGCAUUGUAUUUAAUCCUAGACUAAAUUUGAUACAGAAAAUACUGCUAUACUUGCAUCUUAAGGUCAUGCAUCAAUUUCUUCUGGACUCUUUGUAUUUAAUUAAUGGGGGUCACAAUCUUCGUAUUCAUAAAUGCAUUUAAACUGGAAAUUGAACACCAGUGUUUGUCUUUCUUUUUCUACUAGUAGGAAGUUGUCUGCUUACCCCCUUUAGUGAAAACGGUAUUUUUGAUGUUUUUUAAAAUGUUAGCUACUUUAUGCCUGUACUAUAGACACUGAUCAUAAUUCUUGGAUGCUUUCAAACACUCUUAGUGCCUCUUUCUUUGGCCCAUUGAAAGUACUGGUUAGUAGUAUUUUGAAUGAAUACAAAGCCAGUAAAGUUAUAGAGACAACGAGGUGAGCCUGUCCCUCCUAAUCCUGUCCUGGGUCAUUCCCGUAGGUCUUGUCCUUUAUUGUCAGAUAAGCAAUCAGCUCCAUAGCAGGGAUUGUACAUAUGACCAAAUCAAGUGAUUACAGGGAGAGAGACUUCUAUCCUAGGGUAAGACUUCUUGUCAGUAACAUCUGAUAUGUUAUAUGUAAAUCUGUAUGUAAUUUAAAAUACAGCUCUUAGAUGAAAAGCCAUGGUGUAUAUAAAUAAUGUAGACAUUAUGGACUUGAUAAGAUGAAAAGUUGAUUGUUGGGUUGUGGAGAUAAUUGGUUUUUACUCUGACUAAAUAUGUUUAUUACUACAACUUGAAAUUAAUUUAGUUUGUCUUCUCUUCCAUAGACGUAACUUUCUUUUGGUUCAUUAUAAUGUCUGUUAUGAGUCUCAACAAACUGUUUAGUCAACGGAUUAACGUAGCUUCUACUUUCUUAACAUAGAAAGACAUGGACUUGUGUGAGUUGUUGUAAUCUGAAUCAAUUGUUGAUAAUCAUCCCAAAUUUCAACAGCAAAAUCUUAUGUAUAAGUUUAUUUUUCCCUCUUGCACAACUUCUUUUGUAAAGAUCCAAUUGUAGAUAUUUUCUGCUACCAAAUAAAACUUUUCAAACAA
Acinonyx jubatus (cheetah) is the source of this 9101-nucleotide messenger RNA. It is a transcript of the gene GAB1, whose product is annotated as GRB2 associated binding protein 1. Lineage: Eukaryota; Metazoa; Chordata; Mammalia; Carnivora; Felidae. The transcript is spliced from 12 exons. The coding region runs from base 3025 to 4971 and encodes 648 amino acids. The record is from RefSeq and is a predicted model, not a curated record.